Molecule: messenger RNA, 6189 nt
Organism: Nerophis lumbriciformis (worm pipefish)
Lineage: Eukaryota; Metazoa; Chordata; Actinopteri; Syngnathiformes; Syngnathidae
Source: RefSeq, a predicted model, not a curated record
AUGGAGAACAUGGCUAGGUUGUUCAGCCUGCCUUGUGAUAUGGUGGAGCCCGUCCUGACUGCUCUGCGUCAGCCUGGGAGGAAGGAAGGAAGUGCCCAAAUAAGCAGGAGGGGCGGCACGGCCCAGCUUGAACACCUUUCUUUGUCAAAGUCACAGGCACAAAGCCGCCAUGAAGACCAUCAGGGUUUUUAUCCUCCUCCUGCUUGCGUCGGUGCAUAUUUUUACACCAGCACUGACAAAGUCCGAGGCUCCCACACAAGCGCCGACGAGCCGGGCACCGGCCACGGUAGCGCCUCUGGCCCAAACCACUAUAAGACCUGUGAAAACUGUCCCGGCGAAGGCGGUGACGACUCCCGCGCCGACGCGGUUCCACGUGACGUCCAUCUCGUCGGCAGCAGGGACAGACGAGAAAAGUCGAUCAUCGACAGAAACUGUACCAAGAAACAGUACUCAGCCCAGCGGCGCCAGCUCGCAGACGAUUGCCGUGAACGAACAGACUCAUGCGCGUCUUUCCAGAGCCGCCCAGAAAGCACCAAAGACGGCGUCAUGCUUCUCGGCGUCAAGUCGUCAGGUGGCGAGGAGAACGGUGAGCCGCCUUCGCCGUGCGUGGCGUACUUCCUCUCUUUUGGCGAGGCGGGAAGUCACGGGCUUUUAAUAUCUUAUUGUGGGCCGCGGAAGGAGAACUGGAAAGCAUGCGUGUGCCUGGUGGUGGGUCAGGGUCCGAAAGACGAAGAGCUGAUCCGGUUCCUUGCCCGGGCUGUCCAGCUACCACAACGCAAGCUUUUCACUUCGCUCACCAGGGAGGAGACCGAAGCCAAAAUUCGCGAAUACGGUAAUCCCAAGGUGAAAAAGCGUGACGCUUUUCCUCAGUACUACGAGGUGACCGAGCCCGCCAGGGAGCUGCUCGAGGCCCGAGAAGAGAUCCCGGCUGAGCUCAUGGGCCCAAUAGUCAAAUUUAUGCUCCUGCAGAUUAAGGAAGCCGACCAGCAACGGAGAAAAGCUGAGCACGUAAGAGAUAAGACAGUCGAAGAGCCACCUCCUAAACCCAAAACGAAGCUUAAACGGAGGGAUGAUGUCGAGCCACCCAAGUACAUAAACGACGAGCCGAAGGACGGCCCUCAACACUACGUCCUAAUCCUGGGUUUUCACCAGCCUCAGCUAGUGGGCACGCUGGAUGCUGCCGGCGUGCACGUUGCCAAUGUCAUCAGAUUGAGCGCCACGCAUACGCCUGUUGAGGAGCCCAGUGAGUCAGAUGAGGAAAUCUCAGAGCCCAGCGCGGAUGAAAUUGCCGUUAGAGAGGCGAUGGCUGCGCAGGCAAAGCUGCUAGAUCACUUCUGGGCAGGUCUCAGACAAGUUCUAGACAACGGCGGGGUCAACUCAAGACUUCACGACGUGGCCCACCUAGAAUACGCCGUCCCAGAUUCACUGAUUCCCUAUGAUCCUCAGGAUUAUGAGUCUGUGAUGGCGGUGGGGAGCAAAAUUUUCGAGGACGUGGCUAAUCUCAUCUACGACUGUCUGGACUGGCGCAGGCAGCACCAGCAUUAUUUGGACAGCGUCAACUUCGUUCGUGUGCCCGCUGUGCUCUCGGGGCAGGACAUUAUACAACCUGCUGAGACUGUAACUGCCGUGUCCCCGCGCUCUAAGAAGCCAGGCCGCCCACCCGCUCCAAAGAAGGUGCCGUCGUCUAGCCCGUCUCUCACCACUGACGUGGACAUGAAUCACUACAACGGCCUUUUGGAGAACGUCCCGGCCGAGGCCUGCUCCGUGCCGCUCAUCUUGCACUGCAUGCUGGAGCAGGUCGUGUUCACGAGCGAACAGCCGCAAGCGCCAGACGACUCGGACGCUCAGACUGCUCCCAUUUUGGAUCAUCACGUGGUUGCGCAAAUGCUGCGAGGGGUCCUGCCUCAGGUGGAUGGAGAAGAAGAGAAGAGAGACCUUCUGCAGAGUUUGUUGACGACACUACAGAAUGAAGACAACAAAGAGAUGCUUAAGGAGCAGUUUGACGCAGAGGACAUGCCAAUCGAACAUCCGUCCAUCAUCAGACACCACGACGAAAGGGCGCUGCGGUUUAUUGGCUUAACUAUUCCAGGCUUGGAUCCAGCCCAGGAAGAGGCUUCCAUGAUGAUGCGCUCGCCCGCUUGGAAACUCAUCAACUCAGUAGCUCGGCGGCGUUCCAACACCUUGUGCUGGAUGGCCAUCAAGCAGCAGCUUCAGCGCCAAUGCACCGAUGACGAGGUGUCAUGGCCGCAGGUGGAACGCUUCUUACACCAGAGCGUGUUUGAGAGCAUGCAGCUGACCGGAUUGAAUGAAGACGGCGUUCUGGGAAAAGAUUCUAGGCUGUUGGGCAUGGUGCAACACACAAAAAAACACCCCGUCAACCCCUGGGACAACCCAUUGUCUUUCGCCAAGCAGAAGCUACGUAUCCUGCGCAAGAAAUGGCGGACGUUUUUAGAUGACGGCUCUCGCUCUACCAAGAAAAGCGGCAAUCACCAUGCAAUUGAGCUCGACUUGUCUGACAUUCAGAAUUGCCGACGUAGGUCGCUUUCAGACUGGUGCUAUGUUGAACACUAUGAAGCUUCUGUCUUUGCUCAGGUCCUCCAAUCAGCUUUUCAGCAAUAUCGCUGCCUAGACACACUCAGAGGCAGUCAUAAUAACGUGAUGUACAUUUUCUGCCACAAUCCCAUGAGUUCCCAACGUUCUUGCAAGGAAUUCUGGAAUGUAGCUAUUCACACGGAUGUCAAGUUUAGGAGGUAUUUGGAGCACGUAGCAGGCACCAUUACAGAUUGGAUCGAGAAAGAGGAGAUGAAGAGAGAGUUGUUGGAAAAAGCCAAUACAAAUCCUCCAUCGCAAUGUACGGAUCGUCUAAAAGAACAGGAAGAGCCAUACAUCACAAAAACCUCACUAAAAGCUAUCAAGCUGGAAGAGGAGCGGUUGAAGGACGAAGAAUCCAAGAAAGGGAAGAAGGGAGGAAAAGAACCGGCCAAGAAGCCGGCGAAGUCACAGCCCCAGGCGCCACCGCCACCACCGCCGCCGACGGAGGACGUGAAAGUGCCAGAGGCCAAAAAAACCAAAUCUAACACCGCAGAAGGGAAGAGUAAACGUACGUCCACAGAUUCCACCACCUCUGACCAGACGCUUUCCAGUACAGAAGACGACGAAGAUGAGGGAUUCACAGGCUUCCAUAUGGAUGGAAUGUUGGUCCAUCUAUCAGGGUGUCUCCACUACCUCUUCACAGCAUCUGGCGGGCACAUUACCAUAGAGACCAUCAGCUUCGUUGAACGUUCCAGCAUGUUGAAGGUGGCUGUGAGAAAGGAUGCUCAUCACUUCUACACACACAUCAAUACAGCGAGAAAUGAAGUUAAAGCUAAUAGUGACAGCACUCCAAAAAAGCCUCCUGAGAUAUCAACGUGCAAGCGGUCCUUCUCGGCCUUGCUGGAUAACGGCGUCCGGCUGUCGUACACUUAUAAAAGACCGCCAGAAAUCUGCAAAGCUACUGUGGUCGCGAGUCCAGAGGAAACGGAGAAAGCACCGCAAGAGUUGGCAAAGGAAGUGGACGCAGAACAGACAGACGACCUGAAAAACGACGCCGAGCCUGCAGAGGAGCAGCGGUGUGAAAGCCCUUUGCCCCUGGGUCCACUCAACAGCCUCAAUCUUUCUCUACCGAAUGGCUUGCUUGUGCAGUUCAUGCGUGAAGACGAAGGGCGGGACAUGCUGGUGCGACUGAGCUUUCACGCUGCAGGGCCCCAGGACCCCUCUUUCGCCAAAGAGGCGUCCCGCACCAUCACCAGCCAGGGCACCGUGAUCCGAUACAUGAAGGACGGCUCCAGCGAAGUGCUUUUUGCCGACGGUACGGUCAGUUCCAGUUCAGACUCCGGCCCGGUGUGGGUGGAGGAAAUAGAGGAUGUCGGCACAGAUGAGCAAAAUCCAGAGAAGCAAGUGACGACGCCCCCUCAAGGGUUUUGGACGACGACCACUCCUUGCGGUAUGUGUUUCAGCACAGUCGCUAACACGCACGAACAAAGCCCUGACUGCACGCUGCUCAUCUACAAGACGUCGGACCCGGCCACGCAAGAGGUGAUGCUGAGCCGGGAAGAUCUGGUGGUGAUGGUGCAGAAACCGGAUGGAGGUAUGAGUGUGGAUCAUGCAGACGGGACAAGGAUCACCACGUUUUACCAAGGAAGGCCAUCAAGCACAGCUGAUGACGUCGUCAAUGGCUGCACUGGAGUAGACGGCCAGUCUCCUGAUGAAUCUGCAGCAAUGAACUCCAAAACACACGAAGUUGGGAGCCCGGCUCACAAAGAGAAAGUCCUGUUGGUGGAGAAUGAGGCUUGCGCCACUGUGUCCAUGUACCCCGAACGACACAUGGCUGAAAUCUGCUUGGCGGAUGGAACGAUUAUCACCGGCAACUACGAAGGAGUUUAUCAGGUGAUCCCAGGCAGCGUCGGCUUCCUGAACAUCCAAAGCGAUGGCAAGUGUGUUUACACCAGUGGCCGCCCAAAGGAUGGCGUCCCUGCUUACAUCAUGAGUCACACUGACAAAGUGGUCUGCGACAUAACGGACCUGGAUGGAAACUAUUUUCAGGUGUUGGAAGAUGGCCAGGUGACAGCGCGCGUUCACCCACCUUCAAACACAGUACGCGACGAAGAAGAGGAUGACAGGGAGAAAGAGAUGAUACUGAGAGAGCAUUGUCCCAGGCUGUUCGUAGUGCACGAGGACGGUUCCGGUACGGAGCUACUUAGUAGACACACUGCGGAGGAGCUGUUGUACAAGGCCAACCUGGACCCUAAUGUGGCUCUUUUGAAAGACCCUUUGCCCGACACACGAGGUGAAUAUGGCAUCACCAUCCUGAAACCUAGCAUCGAAAGCGCUCGGUCCAAAUGGGUCCACGCGAAGCUGGACCGUGACUCCAUACCUCCGAACCGCCAUAACAGUAUCGGUCAUCUUUCACCUGGUUCCGAGAAACCUUCCAGUCCUUUAUUCGGGAGCACUUCAGGGCUCAGCCCGCGAAAGUUCACCGUAGCACGUGUAGCCAUACGCAGCUGUCCUAAAAUCUUGGAAAUUAGGGAACUUUACCAGCAUAGCGUCUUGAGCAAAAAGCUCAGAAACAUGGUGGACAUGCGACUGAAGGAAUAUAUUGAAAGUUUGAUGGUCAAGGCGCAGUGGUCCUCCGACGUGAUGCUUAAGGAUCCUCGCAGUGAAGUGGAGCAAGCCCAAGCUGGGGUGCUGCUCAGUCAGUCUCUGACAGAGGAUGUGCAGGAAGCCGGCACUAUUGCAGAAAGGACCACAGGGGACUUUGGCAGUCUGUACAGCCAAUCCGUGCAUACACCAGUUGAACUGUUUGACAAGUUAGAGGAUCCUAAAAUGACAGACAGCAUCCGCUCUGCCCAGGUUAAACAGUCACAGUGGCCAGACAUACUGGAACAGUACAGAAUGGAACUUUGUGAAGUGAAGGCAUGCGUUGAAGCUCUGAGAAAGCGAUUUAUUGUGCCGUUCUUUCACCCGGAAAACAUCUUAUUACACCAGGAAAGUAUUGACCGAUUACGGCAUGAGGACGCCACAACCCUCGGCCCCGACACCUUCUCCUACACCACCACGUGUUCCCGGUUCAUUGCCACCCAGGUUUGUCUGUCCUUACCAGCGCCGAUCAUUCGGACGGAUACCUCCAGGCCUCUAAGUUCGGCCCAGAUGAAUGUCAUCGGGGAGCCCAGGCGGGUGGCAGUCAGACUUCCACCAUCGAUUAUUAGCUCCAAACCCUUCAGUGUGCCCAAUGAUCACUUCCGCUCUGUGGAGGAGCCAGUGCGGCGAAGGUGUCGCACCAUUUCGCUAUGUAACGCAAGUACUAUCAUCAGAGGUUUUGAGCUACGUCCUUCCAGCGUCGACUUCGGCUUGCUGAAGGACGGCACGUCAUCUGCCGUCACCGUGGUCAUGAAGAACAUCGGCGUCGACACCCUCAGGUUCCAUGUGAAACAACCGCCGAUCUCUUCAGGCCUCCGUGUCAAGUACCACCCAGGGCCUGUACCCGCAGGCUUGCAUGUUGAACUAGAUAUCGAGCUGUACGCCAUGUGUGACGCACACGCGGACUACGCGGACCCGGCCAGGUACAUCACCGAGAACAUCGUCAUCCCAACAGAGACCAACAUCAUCUAUUUGCCCGUCAAGGCCAAUAUCCUUCAAAUAUACUCGGCGUAG